CCGUGGAUAAAGUCGGGGGGACGCGUAAAAAAAAUUGAAAAAUUGAUAUUUUGGUCGGUAUUUUUUGCAUUUUGCAUUAAACAGUGCACAUAAACUGCAACAAAUUGCGUAGGAAACGUUCGCGCGUCACCUCCAAAUACGGGCAGCAGUUGAAAAACUUUUUGUUUACCUUUUUUUCCAUCGUAUCGAGAAAUGUUUUCGUAGCCUGCAACAUAUGUACAUACAUUUGUAUAUGUAAAUAGAGCUCCAUAGAUGUGAGUGUGCGUGUUCGUGUGUCUGUGUGUGUGUACGUGUACGUGUACAUGUUGUGCUAUUUGUGAGUUUGUGCGUUGUUAUUUUGUGCGUUCUCGCGGUCGCUCGAGCUGAAAAUGGCAUUUUACAGAGACCAGUUAAGUUAAUGCGCAACGAUGCAGAUGCAGUCGACUGCAAUUGCAGGCCCCACCAGGUGUUUAUUUUAAGAGAGGCCAAAAAGUUCGAGCGCCCGAGCAGAGCAGGGGGGAGGGGCUGGCAGCAGGGCAGGCACAUGGAAAACGAGCCUAAACAAAUUGCUUUUCCCGCUUCCGUUGCUCCCGUUGCUCGUCGUCGUAGUCGCCGUAGCCGUUGCUGCUGUUGGUGGCGGACAUGAAUCUAAAUCUGAAUCUGAAUCUGCAGCAAACCAACACAAAGAAUGGUUUGAGCCGUUUGAGCCUGAUCAAAUCGCAGAGCAGCGGCAAGCUGAGUCUCAGCAAUGAGGUCGAUGCCACAACAAACAGCAAAACGACGAAAACGACAAGUUUACGCGCUGCCAAACUCAAGAUCGAGGCCAUGCAACAACAUCAUCAGCUCCAACAGCAGCAACAGCAGAAGCAGAGUGCCAGCAACAUUAUAUUGUUGCGUGGCACACGCAAUGAAAAUGGCCAGAUCAUCAUACAGAACAAUCAGGAUAUACUUAGCCUGCUCAGCGAGCAGCAGCAACAGCAACAACAGCAACAGGAUAAGGCUACUGCCAUAACGCUCAAUCAGCUGCCGACAACAACAACUGUGGCACGCAAGACCAUCGUGCAAACGACCAGCAGCAACAGCAUCAACAGUUCGAGCAGCAUUUCCAUAGUCGCCAGCAGUGGCAAGGAGUCCAAUACGAUACUGCUGCAGACGCCCAUCAAUGCCAGCCAGCUGGAGAGUGUGCUCAAGGCGCAGAACACGGCGACAACCAAGCUCAAUGGCAACGUCAGCAACAAGCUGAUUGAGCGUCCCUUUAUGCUGAAGCAUGCCUCGCGUAGUCUCAGCUCGGAGAGCAAUUGCGACAGCAAGUCACCGUUUGUGCUGCAGACGCUUAAGCGUUUGGAGAAAUCGCAAUCCAUUCUGGUCAUACGUAAUUCCACAACCACAAGCUCAAGCACAGCCAUGGCCACAUCGCCACCGCCGCCGCCACCUCCGAACAGCAACAAGAAUCAUAAUGGAACACAGCAGCAACAACAACAACAGCAGCAGCAGCAACAUGUGUUGAAUGUGACACGCAAUGCUAAGGUGUCCAAGGCGGUGGCUGCCACGAUGCACAAGCUGAAGUCGCCAACGGGUGCCACUGCAGCCACAGCUGCCGCAGCGGGCACAACAACCAUUCUGCGGCUGAGUAAGAGCGUCAACAACAGCAACAACAACAAGCAGCUGACAACAACGGCCACAACAACGUCGGUAGCAACAACAGCAACCACAACAACAACGGCAGCAGCAGCAACGGCAACAUCAACGCCAGCAAAUAAAGUUGCCACAACAGCAGCAACAGCAACAACAACGGCAACGGCAAUGGAACAACAGCAGACGCCACAAGCGACAAUGCAACAACAAACGAAUGUGCCACUUGGGAGCGAUGGCGAACCUAUCAAACUGCCCGACAAUUUGGAGAGCCUGCCAAGAGCCGACAGUUUUCCAUCGCAGCGCCAUCGUUGGAAUACAAAUGAGGAAAUCGCAGCGAUUCUUAUCAGCUUUGAUAAGCAUAGCGAAUGGCAAUCAAAAGAAGUCAAAACAAGACCGAAGAGCGGCUCCCUGCUGCUCUACUCGAGAAAGAAGGUGCGCUACAGACGCGAUGGCUACUGCUGGAAGAAGCGCAAGGAUGGCAAGACGACACGCGAGGAUCACAUGAAACUGAAAGUACAAGGCACUGAGUGCAUCUAUGGUUGUUAUGUACACUCGGCCAUAUUGCCCACAUUUCAUCGCAGAUGUUACUGGCUAUUACAGAAUCCGGACAUUGUUUUGGUGCAUUAUCUGAAUGUGCCGUAUCCGGAUGAUAAUAAAAUGGCCGUGAUUGCCCCAAGCAUAACGCUCUGGGGCGACAAAAAGGAGUGGACCAAGGAGGAGCUGGUCAGCCAGCUGAAGCCUAUGUUGUCCACAGUGAAUUCGGAUGAGGACUCUGACUCGGGCAACGAUAUAGAAAUAUCGACGGCUGAGACUGUGGAGUCUAUUGUAUGCCAGUUGAUGGAGAAGCAGCGCCUGUCGCGACAGGCAGCUCUAGUCAAGCAACUGGAUUGCGGUUGUGGCGAUGCAGCCUGUGCCGAUGGCAAGACUUGCACGCAUCCCGUCAUGCGUCGCACGGGCAUCGUCAAGUCGGUGUCCGAGAAGCGACCCAGCGAUGGUUACAGUGCUGCCAAUGGCACGCCUAAUGUGGUUGUGGCCAGCAAGCUUUAUUCGCGCUGGUCUGAGCGGCAUCGGCAGCGAGAAGCUGCCUUGCAUAUGGAGAAUUCACACGCGCAGUUCCACAAUGCCACGCAGCAGUUGCCGCAGGAGUCGGCGAUCAAAUUCCAAAUCAUUCCGCAACAGCAGCAGCAGCAACAACAGGGAGACAGCAGUAACUAUCAGCAGCAAUAUCGUGGUGCUAAUCAGAUGUUGGCCACAAGAAGCAAUCUGAUAAUACAGCAGCAGCAGCAACAACAACAGCAGCAACAUCAGCAAUAUCAACAGCAGCAGCAGCAACAACAACACUUGAACUUACAACGCUUUGUGGCCAGUCAUAAUCAGAGCAAUCAAAGUCAUAAUCAGAAUAGCAAUAGCAACAACAAUAAUUCAGCACAUUUAAAUCAUCGCCUGCAAAUUGCCAAUACAACAAUCACAGCAACAACACGAGAGGCGGUCGCAACAGCAGCAGCAACAAUAACAACAACGACAGCAGCCGCAGCAACCACCUCAAAUGUCAUGGAUACGGAACUAAUUGAAAACCAAAGCCAGCACCUGACCACAAAUGCAAAUAACAAUAAUAAAAUCAGCCUCAACAACAAUAACAAUUGCAACAGCAGCAGCAGUAAGCAAUUAACAGCAGCAGCAACAACAACAAAUACAAUACCAGCAGCAGCGGCAUCUCAAACAAACAACGAUUUAAAUGUCGUAAAUAAUAAUGGACACAACAACAACAGCAGCAAUAACUUUAUAUACAAUCAGCAGCAGCAGCAUGCGAGUGCUACCAGCAAUAGCAGUAGCACCAGCAACAAUAACAACAACCAGCAUUAUUAUAAAUUGCAACAGACAACAACAACAACUACAGCAGCAGCAGCAGCAGCAGCAGCCACCCUCAGCAACAACAAUCAACCCCCAGUUGAGGCAAUGUGCAUGUCACCAGAGCAUCACAGCAGCAGCGUGGGUAGCAGCAGCAGCAGUAUCAGCAAUAACAAUAACAACAACAGCAGCAAUAGCAAUAGCAACAGCAAUCUGUUGAGAGAAACAACGUCUUCCGCUGGCAACACCCCUUCCACGUCGGCAACAACAUCCACCUCGAGUUCCUUACAGUCGAUUAUCGAUGGCAAUCAGCAGCAACAAAUUGCAACGACAACAGCAGCAACAACAACAUCAACAACAACAGGAGCAGGAGCAGCAGCAGCAACAGCAGCAAAUUGUGAUAAUUUAAUGAGCGCCAAUGCCUUGGCAGAGCUGGAGUUGGGUGAGCAAGCGGCAAGGAGCUACAACAACAGCAACGACAACAGCGUCAACAAUCAGGCCACAACGGCCCCCAUCCAUAAUGGUUGUGCAAACUACAGUGCUUCCAGUGAUAAUAGUAGCCAAAUUAGUGCCAGCGAUGACAGCAGCUAUGGCGCCAACAGCAACAGCAACACCAACAACAACAACAAUCAGAAUAAUCAGAGCAAUAACAACGAGGAGGAAGUACACACGGAAACGAUGAGCUUCUUCAAUGAAACGCUGGAUCUUUCGCAUGAGGACAUACAGCGCACUCUCAUUGCCAACAUGCGAUACAGCAAUGCCACAGCAACAACAGCUACAGCAACUGCAACAUCGACAACAACAGCAGCAGCAGUAGCAACAACAUCAGCAGCUAGCAAUGAACUCAACGGCGAAAUAAUUGAUGCAGCUAAGCAACAGCAGACAAUCAGCGUGGAGUCGCCACAGGGCGAGGAUGAAGACACCGCCGAUGUCUUUGCCAACUUGGAUGCCUUCGACAUGCUGGUGGAGUUCCCAGAACUCGAUCUGGAUGACAAGCAGGCGCUGAAUAACACGGCACUCGAACAGGAGCACAGUCAUGGUCACAACUUGCAUGCCACGACAUCACACUAUCUCGACUCAACGCAUUCGCAAGCACAACGAAAGCUGCUCAACAUUUGUGACUUUAGUCCCGAGUGGUCGUACACUGAGGGCGGCGUCAAGGUGCUAGUUGCAGGUCCCUGGACCAGCGAUGGUGGCUGCUACACGGUGCUCUUUGAUGCUCAGCCAGUGCCAACGGUGCUGGUGCAAGAAGGAGUGCUGCGCUGCUAUUGUCCUGCCCAUGAGGCAGGUCUAGUCACUCUUCAAGUGGCCUGCGGCGGUUUUCUAGUCUCCAAUUCGGCAAUGUUUGAGUACAAGCUUUCGCUGCUGGCCGAUGCACCGUUUGAUGCCAGCAGCUCCAACGAUUGUCUGUACAAGUUUACGUUGCUCAAUCGCCUCUCGACCAUCGACGAGAAGUUGCAACUGAAAGUGGAGAACGAGCUGGCCACUGAUCAGACAGCACUUUAUCUGGAGCCCAACUUUGAGGAGAAGCUGGUGGCUUAUUGCCAUCGUCUGAUGAAGCACGCCUGGAACACGCCGAGCACCGUGGCCAGCUGGAGCGUCGGCCUGCGUGGCAUGACGUUGCUGCAUCUGGCUGCCGCUCUGGGCUAUGCCAAGCUGGUGGCUGCUAUGCUCAAUUGGCGUGCCGAGAAUCCACAUAUCAUACUCGAAACCGAGUUGGAUGCACUCAGUCAGGAUGUGCAUGGUUUUACACCGCUCGCUUGGGCGUGUGUGCGUGGCCAUUUGGAGUGCACGCUUCUGCUUUACAAAUGGAAUCACAAUGCGCUGAAGAUCAAGACGCAGGCACAGCAAACACCACUGGAUCUGGCCAACCUCAAGGGACACAAGCAGCUGUUGUCGCAGCUGUGUCGCCUGGAGAAGGAGCGUUGUCGAAAGCCACAUCCACGUGGUGGUCUGGCCAAUCUGUCCAUGAACUUGCCAAUUGAGUCACCUAGCGAGGAAUCAGGCUACAGUGCUUACGAGCUGGAGCUGCAGCGUCGCCACGAUGGCGUCUUCCUGAGGCCCAUUGCCAUGCACAGCAAUCAAAGUCCGCCGAACAACAGCAGUCGCUAUGCAAAGCGAUCCUCCAUUGACAGCGGCAUUAACAUGGAUAUGCGCAGCAAGUCUGGCAAACCUCUGCCUAGACUGCAUGGUAACUUUGAUUGCCACGAUAACUACGCUUUGGGAGUGGACUCUCCGCUGGAAUCGCUGUCAACGGGCACCAAUUGCUCUGGACUUUUGUCGCCGCUGCGCAAAAUGGAUUUUGCCUUAUGCGAGGUAUCCACGGGCGAGUCGAGUCCCAUACACGACAAAGACAUCAUCGAUUGCGAUGACAAUUCGACGAGCGUCACCGAUGUUACCAUUAACAAUGAGCUCAACGAUGUAGGGGAUUCGGAUUCGGCCAAAGUCUUGACGCUGGCGGAGCACAUCAUUGCCGCUAUGCCAGAGCGCAUUAAGAACGAGGCGGAUGAGAUGAUGGUCUUGGGCAGUCCUAUGACUGAGCCUCUUACCUCGGAAUCAUCAGCAUUGACUGAUAGCUUCAUGGAUCCGCUGCUCGAUUCACUGCCGAAUACGCAUUUCGACAGUGAUUUCAGCUUUGAUUUUCAUGAUCACAGCUAUCGCUAUCACGACGUUAGCACACCCUGCUCCAGCCUUAGUCCAGCGAGCUCGGGACCAUUGCAAUCGCCGGCCAGUUACUCGAUACUGGGCACAGAUCCGUCUGUCAGCUCACCAAGUCCGCCACCAUCGACCAAGCAGCUAACCGAGUUUCUGCAUGCCUCGAGUAUUUCGCAGUAUCCAUUCGAAGCAGACUUCUCCAAGCUAACGCUCACCGAUACCGAGCAACGAGAACUCUACGAGGCGGCCAAGUGCAUACAGAAAGCAUAUCGUUCGUACAAGGGCCGGCAGAAUAAGGAGCGCACAGCUGCCAUUGUUAUACAGAACUAUUAUCGUCGAUACAAGCAGUAUGCCUACUACCGACAGAUGACGAAUGCUGCUCUGGUUAUCCAGCAUGGCUAUCGCUCGUAUCGUCGCAACAAGCGCUUCAAGAAAUCCCAGCAUACGCCCAGUGGCUUGGGUACUACCAGCGAUCUUGGCAGCGUUAGCAGCAACUCGCAGUGUUUGUCCAGCUUCUACGAUCACUACAAGCAGGAUCAACAGAGCUCACAGCCCAGCACGCCCAAGGAGACGAGUCCGUCUGGUCCCUUGAAGCGCACCUAUUCGCAGUCUACGCAAAAUCAGGCUGCACGUAAAAUACAACAGUUCAUGAGACAAUCACGUAUCAACAUUUGGGAUAGCAACUUGACGAGCUUGACUACAGAGAGAGCGAGCCGAAAAAGAGAAGCUGGUGCACCAACGCAGGGCGGAAUACCUUCAAAACUUGCAGUAUCAAGGGCAGCAGGAAAUGUCAGUUUGUCAUAGUGAAAUUGGCAGCAACAACAGUCUGCUGGAUCAGAUGCAACCCAAUCAAUGAGCGCAAUUUGCAACUGAGUGAACUUUAACUUUAACCAUAAGAACGAGAUAAAACUAUGUUCAAUAAGAAUUUAUUAAUAGCUUUAACAACUGAGUGAAACUUUCUACUUUCAUAACAAUUGUUUAUUAAGACACACACCAGCACCUCUUGUAGUGGAACUUUGUUUCUUACUCCGUAAUGUAUACAUACAUACAAUAUAGUACAGUAUAUACUUACUUCGAUAUAUACAAUAACAACAUAUAUAUUAUUAUUAUUAUUAUAUUAUACAGAUAUAGUAGCAAGAUCGCACUUUUAUUCAUUUGCAUAACGAAUUUUAACAUAUAUAUUAUAUAUAUGCAUCUACUACUACUAUACAUACAUAAUACUUACGAAACUGAUUCGAUUCUUUUGAAAACGAAAACCAAAACCAAAAAAAAAACAAAAACAAAAAAACUGAAACUUAAAAUUAAUUGAAUUAUAAUUGCAAUUGCGGCAAAACACUUUGUAAUCAUAGCAUAUGAUUAGGUUAUAGAUUUUAUAUACUAUAUCUUCGCGAUGAAGAAAGCGCUCCAAGCAGUUUAUGAACUAGCAACUACUUUUCCAUUUGUCAACUCAAAAGAACUUAUUAACGAAGCCUUCGAAAACAAAAACACAACUUUUUAACUCCAAGUGUAGUGAAAUAUACGAUAAAUACUAUUGUGAAACUCUAUAUACAUACAUAUUAUACCAAUAUAUUAUAGCCUCCCUACCACAUACUUAUAAUAUAUAGUUACAUUUGUAUAUAAUUAGCUAUAAUUGAAACUUCUAUCUAAAUACUAUAAUUCUAUGCUAGUCUAUUUAAUGGUAUUAUCAACUCAGCUCUGCGAACUAAGCUUGUUUCUAAAACAGCCCGUCAGCCUGUAUCUAUAAUGGUAUCUAAAGCAUUAAUUUUUUCGAUUUCGAUUUUAUAUAAUACACCAUAUAUAUAGAUAGUAUAGUUGUAUGGUAGUACGAUUAACUAUUGACUAUUUAACUGCGCGGAAAAAACCUAAAGCUCAGCUCUAUUGUCCAAAUGUUGUUGUUGAUUUCUAAAAUCUGAGCCAGCGAAACAAAAACAUAUGUAUAUCAUGUUAAAAACAAUCCUAGUUAACUUUCUUUUUUAUAUAUAAUAUAUACAAUAUGAAAACCAUCUAAGUACUAAACAAAAAUUCUACGCUAAUUCGUUUAACACAAGUACUUAAAUCCAAGUCUUGAACUUAAUGUGACUUUGUAGUCUAGCAAAUAAAUAUAGAUAAAUGAAUGGAAAUGAAAUGAAAUGAAAAUGAUACGAAAGAAAUCCCAAAAUGCUUGCAGCAGAAAGCGUAAUAUAGCGAUAUAUCGAACUAAAUGUAUUUAACAAUUGUUCAAACUUUUAACUGGCCCGCUAAAUGUAAUAAUAAUAAUACUAGUUAAUAUGCAGCGCCAGUCGGAACACGGAACAUUUUUCAACUAAAUGUAACAAUACAAGAAUUUUUGUAAAUUAUUUUUGUCCGUCCACAUUGUUAGCUUUCAUAACAUAACAACGUAACAACUAAAAAGUAAAAUGUAAACAAAACAAAGAAAAACAGAAAUAUAUACAUAAUUAUAUACAAAAAUAGUGAGAGCCACAUUUUAAGUAGUCAUAAAAAACAAUUACUGGCAAAUAUUCUAACUGGUUCUGGACUUUGCAAACUCGGAACCUCGGACAUUAAAGUACAUACAAUUUAUAUAGACAUACCUCCACGCACGCCUCAAACAUCAGACAAAACGAAUAGUUCUCGAUGAUAAGCAACAAUUACAAACAGAAAAACGAAAAAUAUAUACAUAUAUGAAUAAAAUGAAAACAAUUUCACUCUUCUAUGUAAAAGGUAUUUCGAUUUCGGGAAAGUUGGAAUCAGUCGCAUUCAUUUUCAACUACUUAUUACGCUUGUGCAAAACUGUGGCACAUUUGUUGAUGGCUGGAAUGUAAGCCAAAAUUUUAGAUCUAUUCGAUUGUUAACUAUUUAACUACUAUUAACUAUGUCUAAAUUCAUUUAAACUACUCUCUCACUCUCUCUCUCUUGACUUUAAUUGCAUUUUUACUUUCCCCUCUUCUUCUUUUUUCUGUAUAUUGUAAUCGACAAAAAUAUUAUGUACUUAUUGUAUAAAACGAAACUAAUCUGAAAUGAAGACUAAAACGAUUUCUCUACUUAAUGACUUAUAAGAAUUGCAAUCAAUUUUAGGGCAAUGAAAAGUGACGCUCUUUUGUUACUCGUUAGUCAAGAGUGUACAAAAAAAUCAGAAACGAUUUGCAAUAUUUGCACACACACACACAUAAAUCUAUAUAUAUUUAAUAUUACACACACACUCUUACACUGACACACAGUCUUUGGCAGGCAGGCAGUCACCAUACCUGAGUGUGCUUAAACUCUAUAUAGUCUAAACAUAGAAGAUGAAAAAUGGCCAAAAGGCAAAGAAAAACUUAAAGUACCUUAAGCCAAUUGGCACUAAAACUAAAAACUAAAAUCUAAUAAACAAUUAAAAUAAAAAAUGCAAAAAAAAAAAAACAACUAUAUACUAUUAUGAAAUUAUAACUAU
Molecule: messenger RNA, 9526 nt
Organism: Drosophila nasuta
Lineage: Eukaryota; Metazoa; Arthropoda; Insecta; Diptera; Drosophilidae
Gene: Camta
Product: Calmodulin-binding transcription activator
Exons: 22
Coding region: 622-6921 (2099 amino acids)
Biological process (GO): regulation of transcription by RNA polymerase II
Cellular component (GO): nucleus
Molecular function (GO): protein binding; transcription coregulator activity; double-stranded DNA binding
Source: RefSeq, a predicted model, not a curated record